This is a messenger RNA of Arachis stenosperma, 1986 nucleotides long. RefSeq names its product pyruvate kinase 1, cytosolic-like. Gene Ontology annotation, molecular function: potassium ion binding; pyruvate kinase activity; magnesium ion binding. The transcript is spliced from 16 exons. Gene Ontology annotation, cellular component: cytoplasm. Gene Ontology annotation, biological process: glycolytic process. The record is from RefSeq and is a predicted model, not a curated record. Bases 168 to 1751 code for a protein of 527 amino acids. NCBI's taxonomy places the organism in Eukaryota, Viridiplantae, Streptophyta, Magnoliopsida, Fabales, Fabaceae.
GUGGUCUCCUUCUUUUCCUCUCUCCCCCUUGUGUAAUGUGUAUUGCACUAUUGCUUGCUGCUCUGUCUACUCUGAGCUACAGGCCUGCAGCAUCGUUUUCGGGAUAUUGACCAUCAGCGAACUUGCUCUGACCAACAACACUUUGGUGUCAGUUUGGCUUCACUAAAAUGCAGUCCAGCCCCUUGCUCCUCGAAGAACCCAUCAGGAUGGCUUCCAUCCUCGAGCCAUCAAAGCCUUGCUUUUUCCCAGCGAUGACAAAGAUUGUUGGCACACUGGGUCCAAAGUCGCGAUCAGUCGAUGUGAUUUCGCAAUGCCUUGAAGCUGGAAUGUCUGUGGCAAGGUUUGAUUUCUCAUGGGGUGAUCCAGAAUACCAUCAAGAGACAUUGGAAAAUUUAAAGGCUGCUAUCAAAAGUACCAAAAAACUCUGCGCGGUUAUGCUAGACACUGUGGGUCCAGAACUACAAGUUGUCAACAAAACUGAGCACCCAAUUUCCCUUCAAGCUGAUACAUUGGUUGUCUUAACGCCGGAUCAAGACAAAGAAGCUACUUCAAAUCUUUUACCAGUAAAUUUUAAUGGGCUAUCAAAGGCUGUGAAGAAGGGUGAUACUAUUUUUAUUGGUCAAUACCUGUUUACAGGAAGUGAAACGACUUCUGUGUGGCUAGAGGUCAAAGAUGUGGAUGGUGAUGAUGUCACUUGUGUCAUAAAAAAUUCUGCUACACUUGCUGGCUCUCUUUAUACUCUACAUGUCUCACAAAUUCGUAUUGAUCUUCCUACGCUUACUGAUAAGGAUAAGGAGGUAAUAAGCACAUGGGGGCUUCAGAACAAUAUAGACUUCUUGUCAUUAUCAUACACUAGACAUGCAGAAGAUGUUCGUCAUGCUCGUGAGUUUCUCUCUAAAUUCGGUGACCUCAAACAGACACAAAUUUUUGCAAAGAUUGAAAAUAUAGAGGGAUUGACUCAUUUUGAUGAGAUAUUGAGAGAAGCUGAUGGUAUAAUCCUCUCACGUGGAAAUUUGGGGAUAGAUCUGCCACCAGAGAAGGUGUUUUUAUUCCAAAAGGCUGCUAUUUACAAGUGCAACAUGGCUGGAAAGCCGGCUGUUGUUACACGUGUCGUGGACACCAUGACUGAUAAUCUAAGACCUACCCGUGCUGAAGCAACUGAUGUUGCCAACGCUGUGUUGGAUGGCAGUGAUGCAAUUGUUCUUGGGGCAGAGACCCUACGAGGAUUAUACCCAGUGGAGACUAUUUCCACUGUUGGGAAAAUUUGUUCUGAGGCAGAGAAAGUUUACAAUCAAGAUUUGUAUUUCAAGAAGACUGUCAGAUAUGUAGGAGAGCCAAUGAGCCAUAUGGAAUCAAUAGCUUCCUCUGCGGUUCGGGCAGCAAUCAAGGUUAAGGCAUCUGUUAUUAUAUGCUUCACCUCUUCUGGAAGGGCUGCAAGGUUAAUUGCAAAGUACCGGCCAACCAUGCCUGUAAUAUCUGUUGUCAUUCCUCAACUAAAGACAAAUCAACUCCGAUGGACUUUCACCGGAGGUUUUCAGGCAAGACAAUCACUUAUUAUUAGAGGCCUUUUUCCUAUGCUAGCAGAUCCACGUCAUCCAGCCGAGUCUAAAAGUGCAACAAAUGAAUCAAUCCUCAAGGUUGCUUUAGACCACGGCAAGGCCUGCGGUAUUGUAAAGCCACAUGAUCGUAUUGUUGUUUGCCAGAAAGUUGGCGACUCGUCAGUGGUGAAGAUUAUUGAGCUCGAAGAUUAGAAACCUCAUAAUUUUGAAGGAUGUAUUGAGAUAUCGCUUGUGCUUGUUUUAUUUUGCUUUCCAUCGAUGUAUAACUAAUAAUAAGCCCAAAGGUAUGUAAUGUUCAAGUAACCUCCAAAUGCUUCCGACAAACUUGACUGAUUAUUUAAGGAUUUAGAGUCGCUUUGCAGCAUCACCUAUGUCGUAUUUUGUAUUCCCCACUUAUCUGCAAUAAAUAACGAAUCACCAAUGUUCA